AUGAUUGCCCUCGAAAACAAGGUCACGAUGGACGACCUGUCGGCAGCCGCGGACCAUGUGCUCGCCUCCUUCGACGAAGGCCUCUCCGAACAGACGCAGCGCGCAAUGGCUGGGGCACGCGUCACGGCGUGCGAUGACCGGGCGCACGCGGACCGAUCCUCUGAGCACGCGAUCCUGCGGUUCUCCGCCCUGCGUGCGGAUGAGUGCCGCAGGUGGGUGGCUGACGCCACCGACAAUGAGCUCACGAGCGUCACGAGUGGGAUGCGAGAGCUGCACGGCGCCUGGAUGGCGGGGGAGGCGCGCUCAAUCAAUCUCGAGCUCAACAAGCAGCAGCACGCCGAGGAGGAGGCGCGAGGGAUCACCCGUCGUCGGCUGACGCUCCUCGCGUGCGAAUCCGACUUUCGUUGCUGGCGCUAG
Messenger RNA from Emiliania huxleyi CCMP1516, 417 nucleotides. RefSeq lists its product as hypothetical. The transcript has a single exon. Lineage: Eukaryota; Haptophyta; Isochrysidales; Noelaerhabdaceae. Bases 1 to 417 code for a protein of 138 amino acids. The record is from RefSeq and is a predicted model, not a curated record.